AUGGCAGAUCUCAGCCCCAGGUCUGAGAUCUCAUUCUUGCAAACUUUCCUGUGCAGUGCUUUCGCUGCCUGUUUCGCUGAGUUCUGCACCAUUCCUUUAGACACUGCUAAAGUCAGGCUCCAGCUCCAAAAGAAAGCAGUUGUGGGGGAUGCAACUGGCUCACAGAACUAUAGGGGCUUGUUCGGUACUAUGGCUACCAUUGCUAGGGAAGAAGGUUUAGCAGCACUUUGGAAUGGCAUAAUUCCAGGAUUACAACGCCAGUGUAUUUACGGAGGCUUAAGGAUUGGGUUAUAUGAUCCUGUCAAAAUUUUCCUUGUUGGCAGUGCUUUUGUUGGAGAUAUUCCUCUGUUCCACAAAAUACUUGCUGCUCUAUUGACUGGUGCUCUGGCAAUCAUAGUGGCUAAUCCAACGGACCUUGUGAAGGUUCGACUUCAAGCUGAAGGAAAAUUGCCAGCUGGAGUUCCUAGGCGUUAUUCUGGAGCUGUAGAUGCUUAUUUCACUAUAGUGAGACAGGAAGGAGUAGGGGCCCUGUGGACUGGGCUGGGGCCAAAUGUAGCACGAAAUGCUAUUAUAAAUGCUGCUGAACUAGCCAGUUAUGAUCAAGUAAAGGAGACGCUUUUGAACAUUCCAGGGUUCAUGGACAAUAUUUUCACUCAUCUCCUAGCUGGUCUGGGUGCCGGUUUUUUUGCAGUUUGUAUUGGCUCUCCUGUUGAUGUGGUGAAAUCUAGAAUGAUGGGAGAUUCUACUUACAAAAACACCUUUGACUGCUUCAUCAAAACUUUGAAGUAUGAGGGAUUUUUGGCCUUUUAUAAAGGGUUCCUCCCAAACUUUGGUCGGCUGGGAUCUUGGAAUGUGAUUAUGUUUCUAGUGCUAGAGCAAGCGAAAAAUAUUUUCAGGGUAUGA
Molecule: messenger RNA, 903 nt
Organism: Prunus armeniaca (apricot)
Lineage: Eukaryota; Viridiplantae; Streptophyta; Magnoliopsida; Rosales; Rosaceae
Source: the annotation of a GenBank genome assembly